This is a messenger RNA of Sebastes umbrosus (honeycomb rockfish), 3405 nucleotides long. It is a transcript of the gene mindy2, whose product is annotated as MINDY lysine 48 deubiquitinase 2. Gene Ontology annotation, molecular function: K48-linked deubiquitinase activity; cysteine-type deubiquitinase activity; cysteine-type carboxypeptidase activity. Lineage: Eukaryota; Metazoa; Chordata; Actinopteri; Perciformes; Sebastidae. The transcript has 9 exons. Gene Ontology annotation, biological process: protein K48-linked deubiquitination. The record is from RefSeq and is a predicted model, not a curated record. Gene Ontology annotation, cellular component: cytosol; cell periphery. Bases 124 to 2118 code for a protein of 664 amino acids.
GAAAGCAAUUCAUUCUGAUGACGUCACUCUCGGAGUUGUCAUGGCGUCUCUGGGACUGAAGCUGCUGCUGCUGCAACUGAGCUAAAAAAAUAUCUGUCGACAGCCUGUUACAAACAUCUCGAAAUGGAGAAAAAUGCGAACCUGCAUCGAGACACCGACGGCAGCUCUUUGUGUGCCACGAUAGCGACAGAGAUGUGCGACGGUACGGCUGUAGUCGGAGGAGGAGUAGUGAAAGGAGCAGCCGAGAAAUGCCCGAGUAGUGAGCCGCCUCCUCUCGGCACUUUAACGGUGAACGUUAGUUGUAAUAACAGCAGCACCGUGAACGUUACUGCUCCAAGCAGCGCCGGUAAUGUCAGCUCUAGUGCCGGGAAGUGUGUGGUGGGAGAAGUGAUGGAAGUCCUGGUGCAGCAGGAGGACAAGAAGAAGAAGAAGGACACCACCAAGACGAGCAGCGGGAUCAGUAACGGGAUGGGUCAUGAUGACUCGGUGCUGGCUGCAGGAGAUAGCGAGGGUGGCGCCUCAAAGUUAGUAAACAACACACCCGGUGGUGUGUCUUCACCUGCCGGUAAGGAGAGCACCGCUGAGGUGAGAGCUGGUGGAGAAAGUGAAGCACCAAAACUUGCCAAACCGACUCAUCUGUGUCCGGACAAUCACACCUCCUCGGAGGGAUUGCCGAGUGGGAGUGACCCCGAUGCCAGCCUCGGCGGAGAGUCCCGCAGCAUGGAUUCACUGGAGUCCUUCUCCAACCUCAACUCCUGUCCCAGCUCAGACCUGAACAGCGAGACCGGACCGGAGGACAGAGGACUGGCCCUGGCCCUGCUGCAGGGCGAGUACGGGGCUGAUGGGACAAAGACUGGCUGCGCUAAGGACCGGGCCGCCGCACAGGGCCAGGGCCAGUCCAUCUACCACAUCAAGUGGAUCAAGUGGAGGGAGGAGAACACGCCGAUCAUCACCCAGAACGAGAACGGACCAUGUCCGUUACUGGCCAUUAUGAAUGUGCUGCUGCUGGCAUGGAAGGUUAAGAUGCCACCUAUGAUGGAAAUUAUAACUGUUGAGCAGCUGAUGGAGUAUCUUGGAGACUACAUCCUGGAAACCAAGCCUAAAGAGAUAUCAGAGGCUCAGCGGCUAAACUAUGAGCAGAACAUGAGCGAUGCCAUGGCGGUGUUGCACAAGCUGCAGACAGGUCUGGAUGUGAACGUGAAGUUCACAGGGGUGCGAGUCUUCGAGUACACCCCAGAAUGCAUUGUGUUUGAUCUGCUUGACAUCCCUCUCUACCACGGCUGGCUGGUGGACCCCCAGAUGCAUGACAUUGUCAAGGCAGUGGGCAACUGCAGCUACAACCAGCUGGUAGAGAAGAUAAUAUCCUGCAAACAGUCCGACAACAGCGAGCUGGCAGGGGAAGGCAUCGUGGCAGAGCAGUUUCUGAGCAGCACAGCCACUCAGCUUACGUACCACGGCUUAUGUGAGCUCACAUCCACCGUACAGGAGGGAGAGCUCUGUGUCUUCUUCAGGAAUAACCACUUCAGUACGAUGAUCAAAUACAAGGGCCAGCUGUACCACCUGGUCACAGACCAAGGUUUCCUGACAGAGGAGAAGGUCGUCUGGGAGAGUCUGCACAACGUCGACGGAGACGGCAACUUCUGUGAUUCCGAGUUCCGGUUGCGGCCUCCUUCCGAUCCAGAGACAGUGUACCGCGGCCAGCAGGAUCAGAUAGACCAGGACUAUCUGAUGGCGCUGUCGCUGCAGCAGGAGCAGCAAAGCCAGGACUUACAGUGGGAGCAGCUCCCCGAGGGCAUCAGUGACCUAGAGCUGGCGAAAAAGCUUCAGGAGGAGGAGGACCGACGAGCCUCCCAGUACUACCAGGAGCAAGAGCAGGAACAGGCGGCAGCGGCGGUGGCGGCGGCGGCAGCAGCAGCAGCACAGGCACAGCCGGGCCAGCAGGAGCCCGCGGAGGGAGACGAGGCGGACCGGGGAGGUGCAGGAGCAGGCGGAGCAGCGGCCGGCGCCGGGACGGCAGCAGCAGCCGGAGCCACGCCCAGCCCGGGAAAACAGUCCUCUAGCGGGGAGCGCAAAGCCAAGAAAGAAUCGAAGGAUAAAGACAAAUGUGUUAUUUUGUAACAUACAGCGUGUGAGUGUUUUGUGCAUUUGCUUAUCUGUGAGGAAAAAGGGGACAGCAUUGGUUUCUCCAUGGACUGGACACGCAACGCGCAACCCCCCCCCGCUGGACAACAAACAAGGGAAGGAGACGCUUUGAGGAGAGACGAGACUAACAGAGGAUAUGCUGUUCCCAAACCACUGGUGCCUGCUAUCCUCUAUCCUCAGAGGAAGGGACACUACAACGACAACUACCCCUUAUCUUUCAUAGAGUCGGCCAAACUUUGUUACAAGUUGCACAGUGCACUAUAUUUGUGAUGUGGGGUCAACUUUAUUCGGGGUGGUAUAUUUUAUAGCAAAAGACAUAAUCUGAAGAAACGAAAUGUCACCCUCUCACCAUGUUCUUUUACAAAAACAAAUCAUUUUUCAUUACUGCAGUUCAUAAGCUUUUUUGUACGUAUCAAUAUUUACAAGAUAGACAGACCUACAUUUUUUUUUUUUAAGUUGAUGCCAAGAUUCACAUUUUUAUUUAUGUGUCUGUGUAAGAGGUAGCUUUUGGGAGAGGUUUUAAUUUGUUUUCUGUAAACUGAGAAGGAUUUGCUCAUAAUAUUGCCUGUUGGAAAUCAGUGUAACACUAUUUGUGUCCCCUCCGAAACACUAGCUGCCAGAUACUGUAGCUAUGGAACAAUACUAUUAACGGCUUGCCCUGUUCAGAUUUGCCUUACCAGAGUAUGGCAGUGUUGUAUUCUGCUCUGUUUGAAUGUGUGUGUGUUUUCAUGCAGUACACGUGUGGUAUAAUGGUGUCUAAGGUAUACAUGUCUCAUUUACUGAGCAUUGCUGAUGUAACAAGUUUCAAUUUGGAAAUAGCCAAAUCUUUUACGCUGUAUUAGUUCAGCCACAAAUUCAUCUUGUCUUUUAUGUUGUUAAAUGCGAUUCUGUUUUACAAAACACUAACAUUGCAGAUUUUAAAGGGUCAGUGUGUAACAUUUCGGAGGAUCUGUUUGCAGAAAUGGAAUAUAAGGGGAAGGGUGAGCAGAGGGGUACUCAGUUGGUUGCAAUCUGCAACAUCACCACUAGAUGCCACCAAAUCCUACACACUGGUCCUUUAACUGAGCUAAUUUGUCUGAAUCUGAAGUUGUUUCUGUGAGAGACACGAUUAUCUUUUGGCAGUUUAGGUUUGUGUUAGAUCGCACCCAGUUAAGAGUGUAUGUUGGUUCUGAAAGCCCCUUUUCUUUCUCACAGUCUCUUGCAGCUUCCUGAAGAGCCGCAGUGUGUAUGUGUGUGUGUGCAGGCACUAUCAUGAUCUCCUCU